CGACAAUAUCACACUAACGGUAUAAUUUACCCUAACGUAGAUGGAUUGGUCCAAAGGACAAAUACAAUGUGGGUCAGGAAUAGGAAGAGGCGUAGAACAAAAAAGGUGAGGCCGUUAUCUUACCGCGUAGUCGAAGGGACAUAUUCUCUCUCAAGUAACACCGUCUUUCAUCCCUCCGUCACGGAACUAAAAAACUUUAGUUUAAUGGCGUCAAUUUCUGCAGCUGGAUCUCUGCCGCAAUCCCUUAUCUUAUCCGCUGGAAGAGCUUCAACCAGGAGACGGUAUGGACCUAUGAUAUCUCUUUCAGUGCAACACCAGCAGCAGCAACAAUCUCAGCUGAUUGAGCGAAGAAAAGUAAUUAUAAUACCAUCGGUUGGGUUAGUAGCUGGAGCUCUCUGGGAUUCUUCCCUGGAAGAAAUUGGGAUGGCAACGGCUGCCUCAUCUGGAUUCGCCGACAUGCCAGCACUUAGGGGCAAGGAUUAUGGGAAGACCAAAAUGCGGUUUCCAGACUACACACAAACAGAAUCAGGUCUUCAGUACAAGGACUUGCGGGUGGGGGAUGGCCCUACACCGAAGAUGGGAGAGACGGUUGUGGUUGAUUGGGAUGGCUACACUAUUGGAUAUUAUGGCCGCAUAUUUGAAGCUCGAAACAAGACCAAAGGCGGUUCCUUUGUGGGAGAUGACAAAGACUUUUUCAAAUUUAGACUUGGAUCCCAAGAAGUAAUUCCAGCGUUUGAGGAAGCUGUUUCAGGAAUGGCUCUAGGUGGCGUUAGAAGGAUCAUAGUUCCACCAGAACUGGGAUAUCCUGAAAAUGAUUUCAACAAAAGUGGCCCCAGACCAACAACCUUCUCGGGUCAACGAGCAUUGGAUUUUGUGCUCAGGAACCAAGGGCUUAUAGAUAAGACUCUACUUUUUGAUAUUGAGCUCCUCAAAAUCAUUCCAAAUUGAUUUCUGCUCUAAGGUCAUCAUGUCUCAACAAUUAGAGAGGGAAAAUAUAGAGGUUGGAAAUUGUGUAUAUUUUAUACUAUUGAGCUGGUAAUAGGUCCAUCGUCAUGACAAUGAAUCAUGAGUAACCUUUUUGUCCCAGAGAGGUUUUCUUGAUACUGUCAACACUGGAAGCUGAAGUCAGCCAUAGGUGAAAAUAUUGGAAAACAUUGGGACAGGAAUGUGAAGGAUAUCUUUCAUGAAAGCAGGGAGGCCAUGAAAUAAAGUAUAACUCUGCUAAUUGGUUUUUGGCAUUUCUUUAUCUUACCAACUAAAUUAUGAUGGUCUUAAGAAAGAUCUGGUUGGCCAUUCUGUCCAAAUUUUGUUAUUCCAAAACCUCAUUUCAGUGUCACAAGUUUUGUAACAUUCGUGUAUAUGAAAGUGGGUUUGUAUUGUUGCUUUUGCUCAUACUCAUAAAAGCUCUGGUUUUCUCUACAGACUUCGUAGAAGUUUGUUAUUCCUAUAAUUUGUUUUGUUGCAGAGUCUUAGCUCUCACGUGAAAAUAUUACUUCAUGCCUACAAUUAUAAUCUCCAUCAUUAUAGACGAAAGGGCAAGCUUCUUUGAACUCGUGUCACCCUGUGCAGUACGAAGCAGGCCAAGGAUGAAGGCCAAUUGACUUGACUCAGUUUGCACCCAUGCAUUAUUGACCCAGAUGUCAUAAUUGUGUUCAUUUAUGGGUACUCUGCCAUUAACAUUGGUUUAAAACUUUUCCAGUGCUUGCUUGUAUAUCAGUUUCACUGCAAUGGUAUUUAGUUGAUUCAGAUAAUUUGCUUUAACCGGUAUUCAGGUCCUAUAACUUGCUGUCUUACCCGCUUUUGUUUUUGAAAUCUCAACCACUACAAGGAAGAACUUGAAGAGUUCAUAUUCUUGACUGGUAAGAAGAGAUCCCGCUGAACAAAACCAGCAGUUAAAAGUUGAGACAAGCUUGGGAGAUUGGUGGCUAUGUAAUUAUGGGUGCAGUAAGCAAUUAAGAUAGCCCCCUAUGACGGUUAUUUGGCCAACUUAAAUUUUGAUAAGGUUUGUUUUAAAUUGUUUGUCUAGAAAGACGUGUAAGGUGGGAAUUCGAACCCACUGUCACCAUCCCUUGCCCUGUGGACCAAAAAUAAAUUCUAAUAAGGUUCAAAGCACACCAGUCUCAAGUGCAUGUAAUAGCGAUAAUGAUAGUUUACACAACGUAUCCUGCUGAUCAUGUUGCUAUCCUGCCCGACCUAGGAUAGUGUCGUUUAUUUGGCUGCCUAAUCUAGUCAAAAUAAAACAGAAGCAUUUAGUGCUUUCUGAUUGACUUCAAGAUAACAACUUCAAUGCUUCGGAAAGGAAUCCGACGCAAGUACAGAACACCUAAAUCAAACUUUGAUCGUGAACUAAUCAUAAAUAUUAUAGCAAUAGACGAUGGCCAUUAGAAAAUAGAAUCCAGAGAUUGCUCUAGUUAUCACAAACCAAUGUUUCAAAACAGAACAACAAAACCAACAACCAAAUAUUCAAAUAGCGAUAAGAUAACAGUGUAGCAGCUGUUAUUUUACGAUCGCACCACUAUCCGUCAUUGUUAUUAGAGGAAAAAUGAAAAAAAAUUUGAAUUUCAUCUAUAACA
Durio zibethinus is the source of this 2573-nucleotide messenger RNA. Its product is annotated as FKBP-like peptidyl-prolyl cis-trans isomerase family protein. Gene Ontology annotation, molecular function: peptidyl-prolyl cis-trans isomerase activity. Gene Ontology annotation, cellular component: thylakoid; chloroplast. NCBI's taxonomy places the organism in Eukaryota, Viridiplantae, Streptophyta, Magnoliopsida, Malvales, Malvaceae. The record is from RefSeq and is a predicted model, not a curated record.